This is a messenger RNA of Sphaeramia orbicularis (orbiculate cardinalfish), 2302 nucleotides long. It is a transcript of the gene ttll1, whose product is annotated as tubulin tyrosine ligase-like family, member 1. The coding region runs from base 446 to 1720 and encodes 424 amino acids. The record is from RefSeq and is a predicted model, not a curated record. NCBI's taxonomy places the organism in Eukaryota, Metazoa, Chordata, Actinopteri, Kurtiformes, Apogonidae. Gene Ontology annotation, molecular function: tubulin-glutamic acid ligase activity; tubulin binding. The transcript has 10 exons. Gene Ontology annotation, cellular component: ciliary basal body. Gene Ontology annotation, biological process: microtubule cytoskeleton organization; protein polyglutamylation.
CGUAGGUUAAAGUAUAUUCAUCUGUAAUGUUUACGUUAAUUUUAAUUAGUAAGCUAAGGUUGAAUAUGAGUAAUUAAUUUCAUUUCAAUAACAAAGGCUUUUAUUGUGAAGUGGAGUUUGACCGUGGUUUCGUCACUGUCUUCAGCUUGUCGUCGACGCCUGGAUCAAUAAAUGUUGCUCGUUAGCAACAAUGACAUCGCUAACCCUUUAGCCAUGCUUUGCUGUUGGUUUUAGCCUCUGAUGAUGCUGUCAAAUGGUCCUUCUGCUGUGCGUUUAUCCAAAGACAGUGUAAUGAAAUUGCAUGCCGGGGUGAUGUCCGCCCAGCCCCAGCCCCAGCCUCUGCAGCAGUCCAGGGAGGAUUCAGCAGCCUGCUAACUGAGUCAGACCGGCUAGCUGAUGCUGAUGACUGGCUAUUUCCUGACAUUGAUUUGUAGUGGGAGGCACUAUGGCCGGUAAGGUGAAGUGGGUGACAGAUAUUGAAAAAUCAGUGCUCAUCAACAACUUUGAGAAGAGGGAAUGGAUUCAAGUCACAGAAAACGAGGACUGGAAUUUCUACUGGAUGAGCAUCCAGACCAUCAGAAAUGUGUUCAGUGUAGACACUGGCUACCGUUUGUCAGAUGACCAAAUGGUUAAUCACUUUCCCAAUCACUAUGAGCUGACACGGAAAGACUUAAUGAUAAAAAACAUCAAGCGCUACCGCAAGGAGCUGGAAAAGGAAGGAAGCCCAUUGGCAGAAAAGGAUGAGAAUGGAAAAUACAUUUAUCUGGAUUUUGUCCCAGUGACAUUCAUGCUCCCUGCUGAUUAUAAUCUGUUUGUGGAGGAGUUCCGUAAAAAUCCCUCCAGCACCUGGAUCAUGAAGCCCUGCGGGAAGGCCCAGGGCAAAGGUAUCUUCCUCAUCAACAAACUGUCCCAGAUCAAAAAGUGGUCAAGAGACAGCCGCACCUCCACGUUUGUAGCAGCAUCCAGUGGCAAGGAGGCCUAUGUCAUCUCACUGUACAUUGACAAUCCUCUGCUGAUAGGAGGGAAAAAGUUUGACUUGCGCCUUUAUGUUCUGGUGACAACAUAUCGGCCACUCAAAUGCUACAUGUAUAAGUUGGGCUUCUGCAGGUUCUGCACAGUAAAGUACACACCCAGUACCAGUGAGCUUGACAACAUGUUUGUUCACCUUACCAAUGUGGCCAUCCAAAAACAUGGGGAUGACUACAACCAUGUCCAUGGGGGAAAAUGGACGGUCAGUAAUCUUCGUUUGUAUUUAGAGAGCACCAGAGGAAAGGAAGUCACAAGUCGUCUGUUUGAUCAAAUCCACUGGAUUGUGGUGCAGUCUCUGAAGGCUGUGGCUCCUGUAAUGAACAACGACAAGCACUGUUUUGAGUGUUAUGGGUAUGACAUCAUUAUUGAUGACAAACUCAAGCCAUGGCUUAUUGAGGUCAAUGCCUCCCCCUCGCUGACCUCCAGCACAGCCAACGACCGAAUUCUAAAGUACAACCUCAUCAAUGACACUCUUAAUAUAGUCACACCCAAUGGGGACAUCCCAGACUGCCGCUGGAAUCGCAGCCCACCCCGAGAGGCCCUGGGCAACUAUCAAGUUCUGUAUGAUGAAGAGCAGGCACAGAGUGAAAACGCAGACCGUGACCUGCGGAGCCGCUCGGGUCAGUCCCUGGGUUCAAAGGGCAGCAAGGGGAGUGCAGGCGUUCGCCCUGUGGCUGCCACCUGGAAGUGAGGUGGUACUGCUGAUAUAUGACUUUCUGCAUAGAAUUACAAUGUACAGUGGGACACACCGGAUAAAAAAGACUGUGUUUUUUAACCCUCCUAUCAGGUGGAGCACUGCUUGGUCAGGGCAUAUUUCACUGACUGAAGGCCAGGGGGCACCAACCCUCUGCAGGAAGAGAGAAAAAUUACCAUUGUGGUCAAAUGCAAAGACUUCAGGGCCAUUUAAAUGAAUGAGUACCACAAAACUAUGUUGGUUAAGGUCAAGUCAAACCCAUUUUAUUUCAGAAACCCAGUAUCAUAUGCAGUGUCACCAAUUCAAUGUGAGCUCUACACAAAAAAAGAAAAACUCCCAUAACAGACAUGAGGCAAAACAAGUGAUGUAACACUGGAGGUUAAAAUUUGCAAGUGCAGAGGGAGCCAUAUGUAUGAAAGUGGCAGUUACAGAAAAUAGAAAGAAUAUUGUAACAAAACGGGAGUGACAGUGAUUACAAGAACCUAAUCUAUGCAUGAUUUCUGACUACUGACACUUUACAUUGAUGUGCUCCCAUAGGUGCUAAUAGGAAGGCGCUCUGUGAGAUUAAAGACAUAAAGA